Coprinopsis cinerea okayama7#130 is the source of this 1029-nucleotide messenger RNA. RefSeq names its product u3 small nucleolar RNA-associated protein 11. The coding region runs from base 1 to 1029 and encodes 342 amino acids. Gene Ontology annotation, biological process: rRNA processing. Lineage: Eukaryota; Fungi; Basidiomycota; Agaricomycetes; Agaricales; Psathyrellaceae. The transcript is spliced from 4 exons. The record is from RefSeq and is a predicted model, not a curated record. Gene Ontology annotation, cellular component: nucleolus; small-subunit processome.
AUGACCUCCUCCCUUCGAAAUUCCCUGCACCGCAGAAACCACAAAGAGCGAUCCCAACUCGCCCAUAGGACAAAACUAGGUUUUCUUGAAAAGCAUAAAGACUAUGUCAAGCGUGCAAGGGACUACCACUCCAAGCAGGACCGCCUGAACAGGCUCAAGCAGAAGGCUGCUGAGCGAAAUAAGGAUGAAUUCUAUUUUUCUAUGAAGAGGGAGAAGACGAGGGCAGGAGUACACAUAAAAGACAGAGGAAACGCUGCAAUCCCAACCGACAUUGUCAAGGUUCUCAAGACCCAGGAUGAAAACUACGUUCGGACGAUGCGAUUGUCUAAUCUCAAGAAAAUAGACAGGCUCAAACGCCAGUUGACAGAAAUGGCCGACCUUUUCAAGUCCAGCUUGGGUGGAGAAGACCUCGAGGAGGACGAAUAUGAGGUGCUUCAGGAAGCUGGGAUUCUCCCACCCUCGGGCAAGAAACGGGGUCGGUCCAAAUCUAAGCAUCUCGUUUUUGCAGAGAGUCUUGAAGAAGCUCAAACAUUAGGCCAAAAAGCUAAAACGGCCGCGGAGCCUGAUCACAGCUCUCCGCCGCAGGAACCAGAGCCUACCCCUGAGGAUCUAGGAUGGAAGACUAGAGAUAACAAGAAGAAGCGUCGCAAAACUCGACAGACUAUCGAGGAGUUGGAGGACGUCGACGGCGAGUGGGAGGACGAGGAUGACCUUACGACGCAUGAUUCCGGUUCUCAAUCCUCGACUGAAAAACGUACCCGACUCCUAAAAGAAAUCAGCGCUCGACUAGUACGCGAUCGUCAGCUACGGUACACCCAGCGCGAGUUCGAGAUGCAGCGGUUGCUCAUGGGCAAGGGUGCCGCAAAGAAGAUUGCCGGCGUUGAAAAGUUCGGAGAGGACGACGACAGCGAGGACGAUGAAGACGCUCUCGACGCUCGUGGAGGACGACCUCUCAAGAAGAGCAAGGUUGUCGACGAAGCAACCUACAAGCCUAGGGUGUACAAAUGGAAAUUGGAGCGAAAACGGUGA